AUGAGCGGCUGGCUUCGCGCGAAUCCACCGGGGACGGAGGGAAAGACGGCGGAGAAAUCAGGGAUCGGCGGCGGAGAACGGAGAUCCGGUUUCUAUGCCAAGGUAAUGGAGUUUUCUGUUUUAAGAAUGGGAGUAGGAGACCAUUCCGGUUGGGGAGCGGGAAGAAGCGAUUUCAGGGAUCAACAAGACUUGAACCAUGAGCUUCAGAGUGAGGCCCUGAGGGAAGCCAUUUCGGUGGUUACAGCUGAAAGUAAGGAGAAGAAGAGAAAUUUUACGGAGACAAUUGAGCUCCAGAUCGGGCUUAAGAACUAUGACCCCCAGAAGGACAAGCGAUUCAGUGGCUCAGUCAAGUUGCCCCACAUCCCGAGACCCAAAAUGAAGAUUUGUAUGCUUGGUGAUGCCCAGCAUGUUGAAGAGUUGGAUAAUGCUCUUGAUGGUAAGGCAGAGAAGAUCGGGCUGGAGUCAAUGGAUGUCGAGGCCUUGAAGAAGUUGAACAAAAACAAGAAGCUAGUGAAGAAGCUUGCUAAAAAGUACCAUGCUUUCUUAGCCUCAGAAGCCGUUAUCAAGCAGAUUCCCCGUCUCUUGGGACCUGGUCUUAACAAGGCUGGCAAGUACUUCUGGCUAAUGGCUAAUGCCAGCAAGUUCCCCACUCUCGUGACUCACCAGGAAUCACUUGAGUCAAAGGUGAAUGAAACAAAGGCCAUGGUGAAGUUUCAGUUGAAGAAGGUGCUCUGCAUGGGCGUUGCUGUUGGAAACCUCGCCAUGGAGGAGAAGCAGAUCUUCCAAAAUGUGCAAAUGAGUGUCAACUUCCUUGUUUCUCUUCUGAAAAAGAAUUGGCAGAAUGUAAGUGAGGUGUUUGUACUUAAAGAGCACAAUGGGAAAGCCACAACGUAUCUUUUAAGGUUGACCAUGUUUACCUUAAUUAUUUUGCUUAUGCUCAGCUUGUUUGCUUAUAACUGCAUUGUUUGA
Molecule: messenger RNA, 969 nt
Organism: Striga asiatica
Lineage: Eukaryota; Viridiplantae; Streptophyta; Magnoliopsida; Lamiales; Orobanchaceae
Source: the annotation of a GenBank genome assembly